UCGGAGCAGCGCUUCCCUGGCUCUCCCUCUUCCCAACCUUCUUUCCCUGACUCCCAAUCCCCUGAGGCCCAUCAUAGGGUCCCCUUAGAACUUUCCGUCCCCCCUCCUGCCGAACCCUAAGAUUUCAACCAAUUAGCCGGGUCGGGGACUGCAUGUUGGCUAUCUUGCCUAAGGAAGUGCCUUGGCAGAAAAGGAGGAAGAAGGGCUCUGGAGGGAAUAGGGAAGGGAGUUGUUCUGAGAGCCCCUCCCUUCAACUUAGUAGGCAAAACAACCAAUUUUUUCAAGGACAGAACUGAGACAGUAGGAUGUUUGAGCUAUAGGGGAUGGCAUCCACAUCUGCCAGGAGUGGGGACAAAAAGGACAUCAGGUCAUCUCAAGCUGCCGCCUCCUUAGGUGGAGGGCAGAAAGUCUCAUUAUCCUGCUCUGAAGAAUUCCUGACCCGAAUCAGCACAGAACUUACAGACGAAGCACUGUUUAUUGCUCGCUCCCGUUUGAGUCCUCUGCCCAAUAAGGAAAAGAACACAAAAGACCAAGGGACUCAGAUAUCUAGACAUGUGUUCUUCACUAAGACCCGAGGCACUGACACCCGCUCUGACAAAAAUCGAACCCGAACCAAGGCACACCUUCUGCCUUCUCCUCGUGAAAAGGGACCACUCCCCAACAGCCUGACAACUGGAGGAUGAGCUUGGCCCUCCCUAAUACUGCUCUCUCAGCUUCUUGCCUUCCCCCACUAUGUCCCUCAGUGAAAACCUCAAAGCCCCUCUUUUGCAACUGGCUACGCCUCUCAUCUUGGGAGGAAUGCCUGGUCAUAAGCAAUGCCACCUUUGAAACCAAGAAAAUCUUCUGGAACUGUUGCGGGGCCCUCCACCCUCCAUGGGCAAACGCUACUGAGAAGAAAAUGUUUCAAUAAAGAACCAGGAUCCUCUCUUC
Messenger RNA from Mus caroli (Ryukyu mouse), 930 nucleotides. RefSeq names its product putative protein T-ENOL. The record is from RefSeq and is a predicted model, not a curated record. NCBI's taxonomy places the organism in Eukaryota, Metazoa, Chordata, Mammalia, Rodentia, Muridae.